ACGGUUUGUUUUGACUGACGUUUCUGGAGGUGCUGCGGAAGGUUCCUGCUACGAAAUAACCACGCAGGAACUGCAUAAAUAAUCCCGUUUUUAAUUCGUUAUUACCCACAAAACAGGCUCAUUUAGAUUAGUAGCGUAUAAAUUAACAGCCUAACGCUGCCUGCAAGAUAGCAUCUGUACGAUAGAAACCGACGGUCCGAUAGAACCCCGUCCGCACCAUGGGUAUCUUGGAGAAAAUCUCGGACAUCGAGAAGGAGAUUGCGAAAACACAGAAAAAUAAAGCAACCGAGUAUCAUCUGGGUUUGCUGAAGGCGAAGCUUGCCAAGUACCGGUCACAGCUGUUGGAACCAUCGAAGAAGGGUGAGAAGGGCGACGGUUUCGAUGUGCUCAAGUCGGGCGAUGCUCGUAUUGCCCUGAUCGGUUUCCCAUCGGUGGGUAAAUCGACUUUACUGUCGACACUGACCAAAACCGAAAGUGAGGCAGCGAACUACGAAUUCACGACGCUCACCUGCAUUCCGGGUGUGAUCGAGUACAAGGGCGCUAACAUACAGCUGCUCGAUUUGCCCGGUAUUAUCGAGGGGGCCGCACAGGGCAAGGGUCGCGGUCGGCAGGUAAUUGCCGUGGCCCGUACAGCCGAUCUGGUGCUGAUGAUGCUGGACGCCACCAAACCGAACGUGCACCGGGAUCUGCUCGAGUACGAGCUGGAGUCGGUCGGUUUGCGGUUGAACAAGCGAAAACCGAACAUCUACUUCAAGAUCAAGAAGGGUGGUGGCGUUAGCUUCAACGCCACCUGUCCACUAACGCGCUGCAACGAAAAGAUGGUGCAAACGAUACUGCACUCGUUCAAGAUCUUCAACGCGGAGGUGCUGUUCCGGGAGGAUUGUACCGAGGACGAGUUCAUUGACGUCGUGUCCGGCAAUCGGAUCUAUCUGCCGUGCAUCUACGUGUACAACAAGAUCGAUCAGAUCUCGAUCGAGGAGGUAGACCGGCUGGCACGCCAACCGUACUCGGUUGUGGUCAGCUGUAACAUGCAUCUCAAUCUGGACUAUCUGCUCGAGGUACUGUGGGAACAUUUGCAGCUGAUUCGGGUGUACACUAAAAAGCCGGGUGCACCGCCCGACUUUGAUGAUGGUCUGAUUCUGCGAAGGGGUGUCACGGUGGAACACGUCUGUCACGCAAUUCAUCGUACGCUAGCGGCCCAGUUUAAGUACGCACUCGUGUGGGGCACCUCGACGAAAUAUUCACCCCAGCGGGUUGGCAUAUCGCACAUCAUGAACGAUGAGGACGUUAUUCAGGUGGUGAAAAAGUAAUCCCUUCCCAAAAGCGACAAUUUCACCCCAUGCCAAUCGUGGCAAUGGACGCCACGAUGGGAGGUUUCGGCUUUCGGUAAAGAUAUAGCAGGGCGCACGAAGAACGUACUGACACAAUUUCUUUCCCGUGGUGUUGCCUUUCAGUUACUCGUUAUAAUAAAUACCCACAAGAACAGUCGUAA
Messenger RNA from Anopheles funestus (African malaria mosquito), 1492 nucleotides. RefSeq names its product developmentally-regulated GTP-binding protein 2. Bases 219 to 1310 code for a protein of 363 amino acids. The record is from RefSeq and is a predicted model, not a curated record. Gene Ontology annotation, biological process: cytoplasmic translation. Lineage: Eukaryota; Metazoa; Arthropoda; Insecta; Diptera; Culicidae. Gene Ontology annotation, molecular function: GTP binding; GTPase activity. Gene Ontology annotation, cellular component: cytoplasm. The transcript has 3 exons.